Molecule: messenger RNA, 786 nt
Organism: Drosophila albomicans
Lineage: Eukaryota; Metazoa; Arthropoda; Insecta; Diptera; Drosophilidae
Gene: Ntf-2
Product: probable nuclear transport factor 2
Exons: 5
Coding region: 140-529 (129 amino acids)
Biological process (GO): protein import into nucleus
Cellular component (GO): nuclear pore central transport channel
Source: RefSeq, a predicted model, not a curated record
CGAUUUUGCGGUCACACUUCUCGUUGUCUUUUGCGUUUUCAGUCGUGCACUGGCAAGAUUUUGAAGUCUUGUUAAAAAAAAACUAAGUAUAUAAAGUUGUUAGCUUAUACCAUUUAUUUUGUUUAAAAAAUUAAGAAACAUGGCACUUAAUCCACAAUACGAGGACAUUGGCAAAGGAUUCGUGCAGCAAUAUUAUGCCAUAUUUGACGAUCCGGAGAACCGCGCUAACGUGGUUAACUUCUACAGCGCAACAGACUCCUUCAUGACCUUCGAGGGACAUCAAAUACAGGGAGCGCCAAAAAUACUUGAGAAAGUGCAGAGUCUUAGUUUUCAAAAGAUCACUCGAGUUAUAACCACAGUCGACUCGCAACCCACAUUCGAUGGCGGCGUGCUGAUCAAUGUCUUGGGACGUCUUCAGACGGAUGAGGAUCAACCGCAUGCGUAUAUUCAGACCUUUGUGCUCAAGCCCGUGGGCGUUAGCUUCUUUGUGCAACACGAUAUCUUUAGGCUUGCCCUGCACGAUGUGUAGCCCCCAAAGCAUCCAUCCGGCAGUUGUAAGCAGCGCAGCCAUCGCAGCAGCAUCCACAGCAGCGACAGCGAUCCUGGCCACAGGCAAAUGCGACGAUGAUCCUCCACACGCUUUCUCCCAGGUGUUUGUGCUGAAAACUAAUGCUGGAACUUAUUUCGUAGCUCAUGACAUUUUCCGACUUAACAUCCACAACUCUGCCUAAGUGAUGCGCACCAUCAUCAAACAUCCAGCAUCAACAACAACAAAAAGAACACCAA